Molecule: messenger RNA, 1743 nt
Organism: Enterobius vermicularis (human pinworm)
Lineage: Eukaryota; Metazoa; Nematoda; Chromadorea; Rhabditida; Oxyuridae
Source: the annotation of a GenBank genome assembly
AUGACAAUGACUGAAUUGGACAAAUUUUUCAAACACGUUGGGAAACUUAGUCCACAGUGCAUAGCUGAAGAGUUACCGAACAAUAAUGCCUCUUCCGAAGAAGUUCAUAUUAUGCUGCCAAGAAAAGUCAAUUCGGAUGUAAGCGGAAACUCCAUUAAAAAAUCGAGGGAGAAUACAGAAAAAGUGGUGGAAAGGUCAUUUGAACGAAAGUUUGCUGACAUUGGCACAUCAACAGACUCCCUCAAUAAAUCUGAGCCAGCAGCUAACAAAAGUUUACCUAGCAGUUCAAGUGAGCAGCCCAAUGACUGGAAGAAGUCACUACCUUCUCAACAUUACGAAUGGUCGAAAAAGUUACCUCCAACUCUGCUUGCUCCCAACUAUACAGUACCUCAAGCGCAACCACCUUCGCCAUUAACAUAUACCCAGUUUUCCUCAUCUCCAACGGCUUCAAAAUCUUUCUCUAAUGUAUCCUCGUUACAUCCAGUUACGGGGCAGAAAAAGGAAAAAAUUGGUGGUGAAAGAAUUGUUCCAAUACGAAUUGUUGAUCAAAAACAACGAUCUUCUCUCACUGAACCAAUUUUUGAAAAGCCUAGCAGUUUCGCAAUGUCUCCUAAAAGAUCACCCCCGAAUCAAACGGUUAGCAAUCUUGAGCUCUCCAGAAAUAACAACGUCAUGAAGCGCUAUAUUUAUGAUCCUUCAUCUAUGACUCAUAAGGAGUAUAUAGUUUCGUUUCCGAAACGACCCAGCACUCGCAACUCAGCAGCUUCUAGUCAUAACUGGGUCGAAAGUUCAAUUGCAAGACCGCAAACACUGCAGGGGACAAUAAUAAAUGACGUUGCGCCGGAAGCUUUAGCAAGUAAGUCAUCAAGCGAACCGGAAGCCAGUUUACACUAUACUCAUGUUAAAAGCAGCCCUCCACCAGCUUAUACUCCUGGAAGUCAAAAAUCACCACUGGUAACCUUAGCAACGCGUUACAAUUCGUCUGUAGAGGAUUCACGACAGAACCAGCAGGAAGAUGAAAGGCCAGAACUUGUGCAGAACCGAUCUACUCGAUCAGCUGUGCAAAAGCAGAUUACAAAACGUUCUUCUAGCAAAGCAGAUGGACUACCAUAUCCAACUGAAACAAAAAGUUCUUCUCCAACUAUUAAUGCUCGUUCCAGUUGGACUUACAAAGCUGGAACUCCUGUUGAUUCCGACCCUCUAAGGAAACCUGACUAUUACAAUGGAGAAGAUGAAAACGAUGAGAUUAAACCUGUUGUGUAUCCAUGUACAGUUGAUUCACCUUCACAGAAAAAGCGAUUAUCGCCUUUAGAAAUUCGUUCGUCAGUUUUAAGAAGAGCUUUUGGGUCAGUCGAUAAACAGAAGAAGUCCGAGAAAGCAGUAGAAGAACCAAGAUUUCUUGAAACCAAUCUUGAUGAGUAUCCUUCUGCGGCAUAUCUUGACGGUAGCGCUAUGACUGUAACACAUCUUCAAGAUGUGUCUUCACCGUUGAUUCCCGUUCCUGGACACGUUCAGUCAUCUGAGACGGCCAAAGUGCAAAAAGUUGGCCCACAAAUAAAUCGUGAAUUCCACCCAAAAGUACAGUACGAUCUGCCGCCAGACUACGACGACGUUGAGGCAUGCGCUGGAGCACAGCGUCCACAGACCAGCGGUAGGUUUCUAGAUCCUCGCUGUAGUGAUUCAUUGUCGGACUUUUUUGAACAGCUGUUGUUUGAAAAUCAAAGUUCUCAGAAUUUGGCGUAG